Molecule: messenger RNA, 1232 nt
Organism: Helianthus annuus (common sunflower)
Lineage: Eukaryota; Viridiplantae; Streptophyta; Magnoliopsida; Asterales; Asteraceae
Product: trihelix transcription factor ASIL2
Exons: 2
Coding region: 216-965 (249 amino acids)
Cellular component (GO): nucleus
Molecular function (GO): transcription cis-regulatory region binding
Source: RefSeq, a predicted model, not a curated record
UCCAAACAGCUACCUGUUAAAACACAACUAACGGUAAAACCCCACAACUUUCCCGUUUUCCGUCCAACCCUCCCAAUAACUGUUGACCGUUAAAUCUCCGGUCAGAUGAACGGCCAUCAUCCCAUCUCCCCCUCACUUUUCACAUCCCCCCGAUGCUUUUUCCUCCACUCCCCCUAACCCCCACCUAACCCCAAACCACCGUCCACGUCAGAUCAAUGACUAACAACCACCACACUUCCCGCCACCACGGCGGAGGAGGAAGAGAAGACUGCUGGACUGAAUCGGAAACCGAGACGUUGAUCGAGUCAUGGGGCGACCGUUAUCUCCAACUCAACCGUGGUAACCUCCGUCAAAAAGAUUGGAAGGAUGUGGCUGACGCCGUUAACGCUAACCGUGACCUGUCUAAGGUACCCAGAACAGAUGUCCAGUGUAAGAACAGGAUCGAUACUUUGAAAAAGAAGUAUAAGCUUGAGAAGUCCAAAACGACGCCGUCUAAGUGGCCGUUUUUUACCCGCCUUGGUGAUCUGAUCGGGACGGGUGGGAGUGUGACCCGGAAGAAAAUAAACACUCCUAAAACGGCUGUUGUUUCGGUUACGGUUAAAUCGGGUUCGAACCCGAACCCUGAUGUGAAGGGUGUUGUGUACUCGGGUGGAUCGGAUGAUGAGAGUGUUGGGAGGAUGGAGAGUUUGGAUGAUUCGGAUGGGAUGAUGGCGUAUAAGGAGUUGGCGAGGGCGAUUGUUCGGUUUGGGGAGGUUUAUGAGAGGAUGGAGAAUUUGAAGCAGGAGGAGAUGGUGAAGUUGGAGAAGCAGAGGAUGGAGUUUACUAGAGAACUUGAGUUUCAGAGAUUGAAUAUGUUUAUGGAAACUCAAGUUGAGCUUGAGAAGAUGAAAAAUAAGAAGAAGAAGAAGAAUAAGAGAUCGUCUGCUACGGGUUCCUUGAGUACAGGAAAGAAACCUCAGCGAUGAUGGAUGUGCAGGCCGUUAGAAGUCAUGUAAAGAUCUCACUACAAGAUGGAUAUAAUUAUCGAACCAUAUAGCAUCAUUUGUGUAACAAAGUUGAUUUUAGAUGCUAAUUGAGUAAUUUAUUGCUAUGGUACUGUCUUUUUUUUUUUUUUUUUUUGUACAUAAUGUAUUCCUUGUGAUUUUGUAUUGUUAUGUAUUAUCCUGUGUGUUGACUCUUCAAAGUCAACUUUUCUACCUAAUGUUGCAUAUUGUAACCUGUUUUAUCUGACA